Messenger RNA from Apis florea (little honeybee), 1323 nucleotides. RefSeq lists its product as uncharacterized. Lineage: Eukaryota; Metazoa; Arthropoda; Insecta; Hymenoptera; Apidae. The record is from RefSeq and is a predicted model, not a curated record.
CGUGUCACUUACGCACUCUAUCAACGAAAGAUUGAACUUAUAGUUAAGUGAGAAUAUUGGAAUAUGUAUAUUGUCGAUUUGUGUAAUCAAGAUUUGUUUUCUUGACAAACGUAUAUGACGUGCACGGCUGAACAAUAUACAACAUUAAUUGUUUCGGCAGAGAAAAGUUACAAAUAUUAUAAUAUGCAGUGGUUAAGAAUAUACUUAUAAUAAAAUCUUCUACUAAAAGUUAAAAUUUACUCAAGAAUGACUCGGGCUAACAGAAAGAGAGGGCGCGAUGCAGAAGAAGAAUCUAGUGAAUUUAUGCCAUUAAGUAAAAGAAUUAAUAAUCUUCAUAUUAAUGGUCUAUCAGGCAUGCAAGAAAAUGUGUCUGAAAACAUGGAAACAGAUUGUUGCAAUAGGAGUUUUAUGCCUUCUCCAAAUUAUUCAGAACUUUCUCAAGGAUCACCAUUGUACGAUGGAUAUAGCUCUAGCCAAAGUAGUUACAUAGCAGAAUAUAAACCUGAUUUAGAUGCUAUUGAAAAUCCAUUUUAUUAUGAAAGUAAUAAGCUACUAUUUUCUUUAUACAUGGAACGUAUACAGAGAACAUCUGAUUCAUUUUGAUAUCUCUAUUUUCAAAUUAUAAUUCCUAAUCAUUAAGCAUUUCUUGCAUGUCAUUUGUUUCAUUCCUUUUCAAUACAAUUUUAUUAAUUAAAUCAUUAAAAAUUUUAAAAAGUCCUGAAGAUCUUUAACAACAAUUUAUUAUUUAUUAUAUAAAUGAAAUUGUAUAUAUAAAAAGAAAAUUAAAUAUUUAAAAUUUUUUGUCACAUGAUAAUUCACAGUUAGACAAAUAGAAUUAAAAUUUAUAUUAUUAUGGUUAUGUUUAUGCUUUGAAUAAUUAUUUCAUUAUUGUUAUAGUAUAAUAUAUCAAUAUUAUAUUAAAUUGCUGAUUCUACAUAAGUGACGUGUCGUUGAUCUAUUAUAUUUUUAUUAUGAACAUUUAUUAGAUUGCAAAGUAUUUUGAGACUGUGAAAGCAUGGAAUAGCAUAUUUAUAAUAAAAAAAGAUUAUAAAAGGAAUAAAAAGCAUUAAAUGUUUUUAUUUAUUUUUAUUAUAUCACAUCAUAAAUAUAUAUAUUCACUUACAAUAAAAAAACACAAAAUCGAAAAAAAUGAUGACUUUACAAUAAAUUCUUCAUAUAACGCGCGCAAUAACAUGAAAAUAUGGCGGCUAUCGAAAUAUCUUCAAAAUAUCGAUUCUCGACCUAACCUCACUUCAGUCUCCGCUAGGUGCGCACAGAGUUAGUGUCGCUUUGUAGUGGUAAAGGAACGAAGUAACUGAGAGU